AUGGAUAUCAUGGAUCCCUUCACCACCGAGCUCCUUUCGGGCCCUCCCAUCCCCGUCGCCUUACCAGGGAGCGGCGCCGAGACGAGGGACAUUGACGACUACCUCCGAGCCAUCGGUGCACUUCCUGCGCUUCGACCCGUCGACCACUACGCCGCAAUGGAGGAACCCGUACCAUCCCUGCUCCCGGAGAGCGCCGUCCCAGUCUUCGAUACCCCUGAAUCCAACAACUCGGCCACGCGUCCGCGGCUCUCCGACUACGACGCCGACAUUGACUUCAACCUCCGCAAGCUGGAGAUGAACGUCGUGGAGCCGCCGAGGCCAGACUACCUGAAGACGGUGCAGGGAGAUCGGAUGAGCCCGUCCAUGCGCGCCAACCUUGUUAUCUGGAUGGAAGGGCUUACUCGGUACUACGGCCUGGCCCCCGGCACGCUUCACCGCGCCGUCUCCUACGUCGACCGCGUGCUAUCAGCGCGAACCUUACCUACGACUAACAUGGAGUAUGAGCUCCAUCUCCUGGGCGCCACGGCCGCCUUCACCGCCGCCAAAUAUGAGGAGCGGGACACCAUAUUCAAGGUGGACGCCGCGAAAAUUGCCAACGACUGUGGGUUCGCCACGAGCAAGGAGGUGAUCGACGUGGAGUGCAAGAUGUUGGCGGUGCUCCGGUACGAGCUCAGCGAACCAACGGCCUACAUCUUUGUGGACCACUUCACCAGGUACAGUAAUGGAGAGAGCGACCUGGAGGUUCAGAAGUUGGCGCAUCGGCUCGCCGAACAAUCGCUCGUCGACUACAGAUGCCUGCCGCUCAUGCCAUCGGCCGUGGCGGCGUCGGCCGUCUUUCUGGCAAGGCUGAUCUUGAACCCAAUGGCGAGCCAGGUUCGAAAGUGGAACAGGGAAUUCACGGAGCUGACAGGGUACAAGCCCACGGACCUCAUCCUUGGCAUUGAGUCGCUGUACAUGAUGAAUCCUGAUCCUCGCUUUGCGGUCUUGUCAGCUUUUUUGCAAGACGAACAAGAAUUGUGUAUAAUUGGCAAGCUCCCUUUGAAUUGUGGAAUUAUAUGCCCUAUGCCGACGGCUACCAGAUUCAAUAUUCAAUUGUACGAAAUUGUCAAAGAAUAUAUCGAGAAAACCUCCCUGGCCGUACGUUCCAGCAGAGACGCCAUCGUAAAAAGGUCAAUUGUUCAGAAGUUGGCGCAUCAGCACGGCCUGGAAGGAGAGCGCGACCUGGAGGUUCAGAAGUUGGCGUAUCAGCUCGCCGAAACAUCGCUGGUUGACUACAGAUGCGUGCAGCUCAUGCCAUCCGCCGUGGCGGCGUCGGCGGUCUUUCUGGCCAGGCUGAUCUUGAACCCAAUGGCGAGCCAGGUGCAGAAGUGGAACAGAGAAUUCACGGAGCUGACAGGGUACAAGCCCACGGACCUCAUCCUUGGCAUUCAGUCCUUGUACAUGAUGAAUCCCGAUCCGCGCUUCGUGAUCUUGCCAGCGUAUUAG
Molecule: messenger RNA, 1485 nt
Organism: Triticum dicoccoides
Lineage: Eukaryota; Viridiplantae; Streptophyta; Magnoliopsida; Poales; Poaceae
Product: putative cyclin-F2-1
Exons: 4
Coding region: 1-1485 (494 amino acids)
Source: RefSeq, a predicted model, not a curated record